Molecule: messenger RNA, 831 nt
Organism: Wallemia mellicola CBS 633.66
Lineage: Eukaryota; Fungi; Basidiomycota; Wallemiomycetes; Wallemiales; Wallemiaceae
Exons: 3
Coding region: 1-831 (276 amino acids)
Source: RefSeq, a predicted model, not a curated record
AUGCCUCAUAUUUGGCUGCAAUUCGCGUCAAUUAGUUUAGAAGAGGGUAGCUAUGAUUUAGGAUUGAACAACUUUGAGUUUAUACGAUGUCCUGGAUACGUACCAUCAGAACAUUAUAUCCAGCAAUUCGUAUACCUGGCCUUAGCUCGAAGACCUACGCAGGAAGAAACAGAAAGACUGGUGAAUAGGAAGUUACGUGGUAGAUCAUCAAAGAAGAAGUCAGCAAAUGAAUUUGAGAAGAGAGAUCACUCAAGUCUAACAGACGAGAAGAUGGCGAAGUCUGCACUAAAGUUGUUACACAGAUUGCUAGAAAUGCAAGCAGAUACUAAAUUUAUUGAAGAUGAACAAAAAGAUCAUUUAGAGUUCAUCGUAAACGCCCUACCUUCUUAUAGACAACACAGACAGCCGAGAGAUGGACAAGUUGGACUAACGACAAAGUUAGCUAAAGGUGCGGCUGAAAUUGACGAUUGUCAGUCGAUCUGGCAGACACUUAGAUUGCAAGGCGAACGUGAGGGUGAUGAUGUUGUAGUAGAUGAAAACGCAUGGGGAUUCUUCGAUUUUCUAGUCACACUAUGGGAAACACAGGAUAGACUAAAUGGAAAGCCAUAUCACCUUCUGGAUAACCUGCGGGAUUGCAAGCAUGACAUAAGUGAAGCUGUCGACGCGAUCAUCGCGGGAUUUGAGACUCCGACAGAGCUAUCUCCCCUGAGUUGCUCAACAAGCGUCGGAUUCAAAGUCCGUCAAGAUUCUAACAGCCUAUUUGAUUCAAAGAUCGCGUCGGAAUCGCUCCAACGGCGAUCAAUAUCGUCACGCUUAUUAAAUCUAGUAUGA